AAACGUACGCCAAAAAGCAAUCCCCGCUCCCCUCUCUCUCUCUCUCUCUCUCUCUCUCUCUCUCUUUUCUUAAACCCCAAUCCAAAGCAACGACACCCAAAUCCCCACAUCCACCGCCCCACUUUUGCCCUAAUCCCCUUCUCCACAUGCCUCGCGCCUACGGCGGCGGCGGCGGCGGCGGCGCAGGCGCCGUGAACGACCUCUCCGCCUCCGCCGCCCGCGGCGGUGGAUGCAGAUGCGGCGGCGGCGGCGGCGGCGGCGCGGAGGAGGCGGGGGUGGGGUGCCCGUGGCGGUGCCCUGCGUCCUCGUCCCGCUCCUCCUCGCGGGGCUCGGCGUCGCCGUGUUCAUCCUCGCCGUCGUCCACAACGCGCUCUUCCUCGCCGUGCUCCUCCUCGUCUCCGCCCUCGCCUUCGCCUUCUUCCGCUGGAACGCCGCCGCCUCCCGAUCCAAUCGCGCCCUCGUCCUCUUCCUCGAUCGCUUCCCCGCCUCCGAUCUCCGAUCCGCCGCCGAUGGCCAGAUCGUUAAGAUCACCGGGUUUGCUUCGUGUGGUGAUGUUCCUCUGGUUUCUUCGUAUGAGAAGGUUGGAAGAUGUGUGUAUACAUCCACGCUUUUCUAUAAAUAUAGCGGAUGUUUACCGAUGCUAGCAAAUUCCAAAAUCCGAUGCCUCCGGUGGGAUUUAGCAUCUGUAGAGAGGUUAGCUUUGGACUUUUACAUAACAGAUGCCAAAUCAGGUAUGAGAGCUUUGGUCAAAGCUGGCCACAACUCGAAAGUGAUUCCCCUGAUUGAUGAAAACGUUCUUGUUAACACUACACAUAGAAACAGAGAAGUAUCUUCGACAUUAAGCAAAUGGCUAGAAGAAAGAAACCUUUCUCCUGAAGCUCACAUGAUUCGUCUUGAGGAAGGGUAUAUAAAAGAGGGAAGGUCCUUGACCGUGAUGGGCAUACUGAGUAUAAAGAGUGGUGUUCUAAUGAUCAUUCCACCAGCUGAACCUAUUUCUACAGGAUGCCUAUUGAAGAAUUUUCUCCUCCCUGUCGAUUUUGACGGACUGCUUUUGAAAAUUUCUGACCCAAAUAACUUCAUGCCUGGCCUUGACGCUUCCAAUUAGCAGACAAUUCAGCUUUUUAUGCAGUUCCUUCCAUCAGUUUCGUUCCUAGUUGGCAUCCAGAAUUGGGGGGGUCUGGGUACCCACCAUUCUGAUUUUAGAGUAUGGCUUGUUUUUUUUUUUGUUUUUUCCCUUCAAUAAUUGAUGGGGUUCACUUGAUGAACUGAGUUUCCUCUAAGAUGUUGACUAAUCAUUUGUUCCCACAAAGUGCUGAAGUUAUAGGAAAUAGCACUUAUAAAGGUAGGUCUAAGAAAAUAUUGAGACAUUCAGAAAUGAUAGCUUAUAGUUUACUGUAGAAUCCUGAUAUCCAGAUCUCGAAAGAGUGGACUAACUAAGAUCCACAGAUAGGGACACAAGCCCCAAAUUUAUGGGCUCGCUCUUGACCUCAAUGGUAUCUUAUCACAGACCACUGGUGCUUUAGCUCUCGGUCCCUGAGAUUAUAUUACUCUAUU
This is a messenger RNA of Ananas comosus (pineapple), 1554 nucleotides long. RefSeq lists its product as uncharacterized. The record is from RefSeq and is a predicted model, not a curated record. The coding region runs from base 230 to 1105 and encodes 291 amino acids. Lineage: Eukaryota; Viridiplantae; Streptophyta; Magnoliopsida; Poales; Bromeliaceae. The transcript is spliced from 5 exons.